Molecule: messenger RNA, 18111 nt
Organism: Pelobates fuscus (common spadefoot toad)
Lineage: Eukaryota; Metazoa; Chordata; Amphibia; Anura; Pelobatidae
Product: mucin-5AC-like
Exons: 41
Coding region: 1-17775 (5924 amino acids)
Cellular component (GO): extracellular matrix
Molecular function (GO): protein binding
Source: RefSeq, a predicted model, not a curated record
AUGCUUGACAAAAAUGUGGCUUGUGUUACAAAGGCAAUUGCUGUACCUGGUUCUGAUUGUGCAAAGAAUAACUUAAAGUCAUCUGAAGAUUCAAGUGGGCAAGAUAAAUCAGGUGCAAAGAAAAACUUAAAGUCAUCAAAAGACUCAAGUGGGCAAGAUACAUCAGAUCAGAAUUCAAAAUCAUCAAAGCUGAUCUUUAUUUCACCAACGACUCCCCCUGUGUUCAGAAGUCUUUCUUCGGCUCACAAUAGCCAAGUCUGCAGUACAUGGGGUAAUUACCACUUUAAAACCUUUGAUGGAGACAUAUUCUACUAUCCCGGAACCUGCAAUUACUUGUAUGCUUCUAACUGCCAUAGUAACUUUGAAGAAUUUAACAUCCAAAUCAGACGUUCUGUUGUGGAGGGCCUUCCCACUAUUAGUGGCAUCAGUAUGAAGAUAGAUGGUGUAUUUAUUGAACUGAAAAGUGGAAGUAUUACAUUCAAUGGUGACAUAGUUGAAAUGCCAUAUGCUUAUUCGGGGAUCCAGAUUGACAGAAGAGGAAUGUAUAUUAGAGUCAAUGCUAAAUUGGGACUUGAAUUCAUGUGGAAUGAAGAUGAUGCUGUUCUGUUGGAACUGGAUACUAAAUUUGCCAAUCAAACAUGUGGUCUUUGUGGAGAUUUCAAUGGGAUUCCAAUUUACAAUGAAUUCAUUUCAAACAAUGUACAACUCACUGGUAUCCAGUAUGGAAACUUGCAGAAGUACAAUGGUCCAACAGAAACAUGCCUAGAUCUGACCAUGACUGUCAAGGAUGGCUGCACAGAUCUUAGUAGAAUAUGUGAAGUCACAUUGACCAGCUCAGCUUUCUCAUCCUGCAACAAGCUUGUAGAUCCUAUGCAAUACAUUAACGCCUGUGUGCAAGAUCUAUGUCGUUGUGCAAAAAAUGCAACUGGUUUCUGCCUAUGUAACACUUUCACUGAGUAUUCCAGACAGUGCGCCCAUGCCGGAGGUGUACCUGGAAAUUGGAGGACAGACAGCAUGUGCCCAUUGAAAUGUAACCAGAAUCUACAGUACAAGGAAUGUGGAAACCCAUGUCCAAACACUUGCACCAACCUGGAACACUCAUCAGUCUGUGACAGCCACUGUAUUGAUGGAUGCUUUUGUCCAGAAGGAACCGUUUAUGAUGACAUCAAAAACGUAGGUUGUAUUCCAAGGCAGCAGUGCUCCUGUUCCUAUAAUGGACAUGUCUACGCAGCAGGCACUGGGUUUUCUGAGAAAUGUCAAUCUUGCACCUGUGCUGAUGGCAAGUGGAAAUGUGCCGAAGAUGCUUGCUUAGGAUCCUGCUCUGUUGUGGGAGGCUCUCAUAUAACCUCUUUUGAUGCCACGCAAUACACAUUUCAUGGAGACUGCAGUUAUGUCUUGGCCAAGACGUGUAACAGGCCCACCUUUAGUAUCCUUGGAGAAAUUCUUCAGUGUGGUCUGACUAAUACAGAGACUUGCCUAAAAAGUAUCACCCUUAUUUUAGAUGGUGGAAAUGAGCUAAUUUAUAUUAAACCUUGUGGAAGUGUUUAUGUGAACUCUGUCUUUACACAACUUCCAGUGUCAACAGCAAGUGUUACAAUCUUCAAGCCUUCCACCUUUUUCAUAAUCGUGCAGACUGCAAUCGGAGUCCAGAUUCAAGUUCAACUUGUUCCUAUGAUGCAAGUGUAUCUCAAUGUUGACCCAUCCUAUUCAAGUAAACUCUGCGGACUCUGUGGCAACUUCAACAAAAUUCAAGCUGAUGACUUCACAGUGCUCAGUGGAGUGGUUGAAGGGACAGGAUCCUCUUUUGCCAACACAUGGAAGACCCAAGCUGACUGCCCUAAUGUCAAGAACAGUUUUGAAAACCCAUGUUCACUUAGCAUUGAAAAUGAGCAAUAUGCAGAACACUGGUGCGCUCUGAUCACAGACCCUAAUGGACCAUUCGCAGCCUGUCAUCUGAAAGUGAAUCCAACCACUUAUCAAUCAAACUGUAUGUUUGACACAUGCAAUUGUGAAAACACAGAGGACUGCAUGUGUGCUGCACUUUCGUCAUACGCCCAUGCAUGCUCUUCAGCAGGAAUUGUUCUCAAGGGAUGGAGAAAAAAUAUCUGCAAUACCUAUACCUCCACCUGCCCCAAAACUUUGAUGUACAGCUAUCAUGUUAGAACAUGUCAGUCCACCUGCCGUUCCCUCAGUGAACAUGACAUCACUUGCGACAUCUCAUUUGUACCUGUUGAUGGCUGCAUAUGUCAGAAUGGAACCUAUCUAGAUGACUCCGGCGUAUGUGUUCUCCCUACUUCCUGUCCCUGUUAUUACAAGGGCACGGCAGUACCUCCAGGGGAAGUGGUCCAUGACAAUGGGGCUUUGUGCACUUGUACCAAAGGAAAACUGGACUGUAUGGGAGAAAAACCUCAAGUUACCUCAUGUAGCGCCCCCAUGUUCUAUUUUGAUUGCACCAACAAAACUGCUGGCACGAAGGGAUCUGAAUGCCAGAAGAGCUGUCAAACCCUGGAUAUGAAUUGUUACAGUACACAGUGUGUGUCCGGCUGCAUGUGUCCUGCAGGAUAUAUCACUGAUGGAAAAGGAGGCUGUGUCACGGAGGAUCAAUGCCCAUGUCUACACAACAAUGAAGUCUACCUGCCAGGUGCCAAGAUCAAUAUGAAAUGCAAUACUUGUGUAUGUCGGAAAAGAAAUUGGGACUGCACCACUGAAUCAUGCAUGUCAACAUGCUCUGUGUACGGAGAUGGACACUAUGUUACCUUUGACAGCAAGAGAUACAGUUUCAAUGGAGACUGUGAAUACACAUUGGCUCAAGAUUACUGUGGUGAUAGUGCUGGAGGUUCAUUCCGCAUCAUCACAGAAAAUAUCCCUUGUGGUACUACAGGAACUACAUGCUCUAAAUCCAUCAAAGUCUAUCUUGGAAACACUGAACUGAUACUUGCUGAGGAUAAUUUGCAAGUUGUACAAAGAAAUGCUGGUCAAAAUGUUCCAUACAAAGUGCACCAAAUGGGAAUAUAUAUGGUGAUUGAAGCAGUGAAUGGGUUGGUUUUGACGUGGGAUCAGAAAACUAGCAUAUAUAUUAAGCUGGAGUCCAAUUUCAAGGGUAAAGUAUGUGGGCUUUGCGGUAACUAUGAUGGCAAUUCAGUCAACGAUUUUACCACCAGAAGUUUCUCAGUGGUUGGAGAUGUUAUUGAAUUUGGCAACAGCUGGAAACUUUCCCCGAGCUGCUUAGAUUCUGUGGCAAUUGGAGAUCCUUGCUCUUCCAAUUUAUACAGAAAAGCAUGGUCACAGAGACAGUGUAGUGUUAUUACCAGUGAAACCUUCGCAGCAUGUCAUCCUCUGGUCAACCCCAUUAAUUAUUAUGAUGCUUGUGUUAAUGAUGCCUGUGCUUGUGACACUGGUGGAGAUUGUGAGUGCUUCUGUACAGCUGUAGCAGCAUAUGCCCAAGCUUGCAGUGAAGCUGGAGCCUGCGUGACUUGGAGAAGUCCAACAAUGUGCCCUGUGUUCUGUGAUUACUACAAUUCUGAAGGACACUGUGAAUGGCACUACAAAUCAUGUGGAGCACCAUGUAUGAAGACCUGUAGAAACCGAGCUGGAACCUGCUAUCAUAAAUUAUCAGGGUUAGAAGGAUGUUACCCUAGCUGCCCAGAAGAUAGACCUUACUUUGAUGAGGAAACUAUGAAGUGUGUGCCAGCUUGCAACUGUUAUGAUAAAAAUGGAACAAUAUAUAAUAUCGGCGAUUUCAUGCCUAGAGAAGAUGAAAAAGAAAAUUGCACAACCUGGACAUGCACGAAAGAGGGUAAACAAUGUACAGACCAUGGAUGUAUUUAUGAAAAGCGAAUGUAUAAGGACGGAGACAUAAUUUAUAACACAACUGAUGGCAUUGGAGGUUGUAUUAUAGCCAUAUGUGUUAAUAGCACAAUCAAUAGAACUAAUAGUGAUUGCUAUCAAAGUACUACAACUGUGUCAACUACAACAUUUGUCUUCUCCACUACCAGCCCUAUUACAACAACCAGUUCCCCUGUCAUCACAGUGUGUUCUGUGGAUGUUUCUACAGUUUCAUGCAAUUGGACAGACUGGUAUGAUGUGACCUAUCCAAAGUAUGGAAACGACAAAGGAGAUUUUGAAACUUUUGAAAAUAUUAGAAAAUUUGGAUAUAAUAUAUGUGAUGCUCCACAAAAUAUAGAAUGCAGAGCAAAGGAAUUUCCCGAUGAAAAACUAGAAGAUUUAAAUCAAGAUCUAAUAUGCAACAAGGAUGUUGGACUUCUGUGUCUCAAUAGCAAGAAUUUCCCACUGUGCUACAAUUAUGAAAUAAGGGUUCAAUGCUGUGUUGCAAACAAUAAAUGUCACACAACAGAAACAGAAACUACAGAAAGUAUACCAACAGUAUCAACAAAAGUGACAUCUCCACCAUCAACCUAUUCUUCUGUUCCAACUUCAGCUUAUUCUUCAACUACCUCAACAAAAACAACACCAGUAAUAUCUACCUCUACCCCAUCAUUUACCAUUUCAUCAACUAAAGUAACAUUAUCAUCAUCUACACCAUCAACAACUUCUACAUCAUCACCAUCUACACCUUCAACCCCUCAGUCUGUUUCAACUUCAACUUCUUAUUCAACAUCAUCAUCAACAUCAUCACUGACAACCUCUAAACCCACAUCCACAAAAACAGUGGUCAUAUCCUCUACACCAUCUUCCUCCUCAACAACUUCAACUUCUACUCUUGUUACUACUUCAACAACAUGCCCAUAUACAAUGAACUGUCGUUACACAAACUGGAUUGAUGAAAACAAACCUACAAAAGGCAGAUCAGGUGGAGAAUAUGAAAAUCUGCUAACAUUAAAAUCCAGAGGAGAGCAAGUUUGUUCAGAAAGUGAAAUGAUGAACUCCAUCCAGUGUGAUGCAGUAGAGACUUCAGGAUCGAGUGGUGAAAGGGCACAUUCAAGUGGUGAAAAGGCACAUUCAAGCAGUGAGAGAGCACGCUCAAGCAGUGAAGAAGCAAAAGAAGUAUACAGUUGUGACCUUCAAAAUGGCCUGGUGUGUCUCAAUUCAAAACAGAAGGGUUUCUUAAAUAAUCAGUGUUCAAAUUACAGGAUCAGGAUUUUAUGUUGUGCCAAAUAUUGUGGACCAGCAACAACACCACCCCCAACCAAGUCGACUUACGUAGUAUCAUCGACAACUUCUACAUCAACUAAAGUAACAUCUUCAUCAUCCACACCAUCAACAACUUCUACAUCAACUAAAGUAACAUCCUCAUAUACACCAUCAACUACUUCUACAUCAACUAAAGUAACAUCAUCAUCAUCUACACCAUCAACCCCUCACUCUGUUUCAACAUCAACUCCUUCUUCAACUACUUCUUCAACAACAACUUCAACACUAACAACUCCAAUCGUUUCAUCAUCAUCAUCAUCAUCAUCAAUAUCAUCACUAACAACCUCUAAACCCACUUCCACAACAACAGUGGUCACAUCCUCUACACCAUCUUCCUCCUCAACAACUUCAACUUCUACUCUUGUUACUACUUCAACAACAUGCCCAUAUACAAUGAACUGUCGUUACACAAACUGGAUUGAUGAAAACAAACCUACAAAAGGCAGAUCAGGUGGAGAAUAUGAAAAUCUGCUAACAUUAAAAUCUAGAGGAAAUCAAAUUUGUUCAGAAAGUGAAAUGAUGAACUCCAUCCAAUGUGAUGCAGUAGAGAUUUCAGGAACAAGUGGUGAAAGGGCACGUUCAAGCGAUGAAAGGUCACGUUCAAGCAAUGAAAGGCAACGCUCAAGCAGUGAGAGGGCACACUCAAGCAGUGAAGAAGCAAAACAAGUAUACAGUUGUGACCUUCAAAAUGGCCUGGUUUGUCUCAAUUCAAAACAGAAGGGUUUCUUAAAUAAUCAGUGUUCAAAUUACAGGAUCAGGAUUUUAUGUUGUGCCAAAUAUUGUGGACCAGCAACAACACCACCCCCAACCAAGUCGACUUACGUAGUAUCAUCGACAACUUCUACAUCAACUAAAGUAACAUCUUCAUCAUCCACACCAUCAACAACUUCUACAUCAACUAAAGUAACAUCCUCAUAUACACCAUCAACUACUUCUACAUCAACUAAAGUAACAUCAUCAUCAUCUACACCAUCAACCCCUCACUCUGUUUCAACAUCAACUCCUUCUUCAACUCCUUCUUCAACAACAACUUCAACACUAACAACUCCAAUCGUUUCAUCAUCAUCAUCAUCAUCAAUAUCAUCACUAACAACCUCUAAACCCACUUCCACAACAACAGUGGUCACAUCCUCUACACCAUCUUCCUCCUCAACAACUUCAACUUCUACUCUUGUUACUACUUCAACAACAUGCCCAUAUACAAUGAACUGUCGUUACACAAACUGGAUUGAUGAAAACAAACCUACAAAAGGCAGAUCAGGUGGAGAAUAUGAAAAUCUGCUAACAUUAAAAUCUAGAGGAAAUCAAAUUUGUUCAGAAAGUGAAAUGAUGAACUCCAUCCAAUGUGAUGCAGUAGAGAUUUCAGGAACAAGUGGUGAAAGGGCACGUUCAAGCGAUGAAAGGUCACGUUCAAGCAAUGAAAGGCAACGCUCAAGCAGUGAGAGGGCACACUCAAGCAGUGAAGAAGCAAAACAAGUAUACAGUUGUGACCUUCAAAAUGGCCUGGUUUGUCUCAAUUCAAAACAGAAGGGUUUCUUAAAUAAUCAGUGUUCAAAUUACAGGAUCAGGAUUUUAUGUUGUGCCAAAUAUUGUGGACCAGCAACAACACCACCCCCAACCAAGUCGACUUACGUAGUAUCAUCGACAACUUCUACAUCAACUAAAGUAACAUCUUCAUCAUCCACACCAUCAACAACUUCUACAUCAACUAAAGUAACAUCCUCAUAUACACCAUCAACUACUUCUACAUCAACUAAAGUAACAUCAUCAUCAUCUACACCAUCAACCCCUCACUCUGUUUCAACCUCAACUCCUUCUUCAACUCCUUCUUCAACAACAACUUCAACACUAACAACUCCAAUCGUUUCAUCAUCAUCAUUAACAUCAUCACUAACAACCUCUAAACCCACUUCCACAACAACAGUGGUCACAUCCUCUACACCAUCUUCCUCCUCAACAACGUCAACUUCUACUCUUGUUACUACUUCAACAACAUGUCCAUAUACAAUGAACUGUCGUUACACAAACUGGAUUGAUGAAAACAAACCUACAAAAGGCAGAUCAGGUGGAGAAUAUGAAAAUCUGCUAACAUUAAAAUCUAGAGGAAAUCAAAUUUGUUCAGAAAGUGAAAUGAUGAACUCCAUCCAAUGUGAUGCAGUAGAGAUUUCAGGAACAAGUGGUGAAAGGGCACGUUCAAGCGAUGAAAGGUCACGUUCAAGCAAUGAAAGGCAACGCUCAAGCAGUGAGAGGGCACACUCAAGCAGUGAAGAAGCAAAACAAGUAUACAGUUGUGACCUUCAAAAUGGCCUGGUUUGUCUCAAUUCAAAACAGAAGGGUUUCUUAAAUAAUCAGUGUUCAAAUUACAGGAUCAGGAUUUUAUGUUGUGCCAAAUAUUGUGGACCAGCAACAACACCACCCCCAACCAAGUCGACUUACGUAGUAUCAUCGACAACUUCUACAUCAACUAAAGUAACAUCUUCAUCAUCCACACCAUCAACAACUUCUACAUCAACUAAAGUAACAUCCUCAUAUACACCAUCAACUACUUCUACAUCAACUAAAGUAACAUCAUCAUCAUCUACACCAUCAACCCCUCACUCUGUUUCAACCUCAACUCCUUCUUCAACUCCUUCUUCAACAACAACUUCAACACUAACAACUCCAAUCGUUUCAUCAUCAUCAUCAUCAUCAUCAAUAUCAUCACUAACAACCUCUAAACCCACUUCCACAACAACAGUGGUCACAUCCUCUACACCAUCUUCCUCCUCAACAACUUCAACUUCUACUCUUGUUACUACUUCAACAACAUGCCCAUAUACAAUGAACUGUCGUUACACAAACUGGAUUGAUGAAAACAAACCUACAAAAGGCAGAUCAGGUGGAGAAUAUGAAAAUCUGCUAACAUUAAAAUCUAGAGGAAAUCAAAUUUGUUCAGAAAGUGAAAUGAUGAACUCCAUCCAAUGUGAUGCAGUAGAGAUUUCAGGAACAAGUGGUGAAAGGGCACGUUCAAGCGAUGAAAGGUCACGUUCAAGCAAUGAAAGGCAACGCUCAAGCAGUGAGAGGGCACACUCAAGCAGUGAAGAAGCAAAACAAGUAUACAGUUGUGACCUUCAAAAUGGCCUGGUUUGUCUCAAUUCAAAACAGAAGGGUUUCUUAAAUAAUCAGUGUUCAAAUUACAGGAUCAGGAUUUUAUGUUGUGCCAAAUAUUGUGGACCAGCAACAACACCACCCCCAACCAAGUCGACUUACGUAGUAUCAUCGACAACUUCUACAUCAACUAAAGUAACAUCUUCAUCAUCCACACCAUCAACAACUUCUACAUCAACUAAAGUAACAUCCUCAUAUACACCAUCAACUACUUCUACAUCAACUAAAGUAACAUCAUCAUCAUCUACACCAUCAACCCCUCACUCUGUUUCAACAUCAACUCCUUCUUCAACUCCUUCUUCAACAACAACUUCAACACUAACAACUCCAAUCGUUUCAUCAUCAUCAUCAUCAUCAAUAUCAUCACUAACAACCUCUAAACCCACUUCCACAACAACAGUGGUCACAUCCUCUACACCAUCUUCCUCCUCAACAACUUCAACUUCUACUCUUGUUACUACUUCAACAACAUGCCCAUAUACAAUGAACUGUCGUUACACAAACUGGAUUGAUGAAAACAAACCUACAAAAGGCAGAUCAGGUGGAGAAUAUGAAAAUCUGCUAACAUUAAAAUCUAGAGGAAAUCAAAUUUGUUCAGAAAGUGAAAUGAUGAACUCCAUCCAAUGUGAUGCAGUAGAGAUUUCAGGAACAAGUGGUGAAAGGGCACGUUCAAGCGAUGAAAGGUCACGUUCAAGCAAUGAAAGGCAACGCUCAAGCAGUGAGAGGGCACACUCAAGCAGUGAAGAAGCAAAACAAGUAUACAGUUGUGACCUUCAAAAUGGCCUGGUUUGUCUCAAUUCAAAACAGAAGGGUUUCUUAAAUAAUCAGUGUUCAAAUUACAGGAUCAGGAUUUUAUGUUGUGCCAAAUAUUGUGGACCAGCAACAACACCACCCCCAACCAAGUCGACUUACGUAGUAUCAUCGACAACUUCUACAUCAACUAAAGUAACAUCUUCAUCAUCCACACCAUCAACAACUUCUACAUCAACUAAAGUAACAUCCUCAUAUACACCAUCAACUACUUCUACAUCAACUAAAGUAACAUCAUCAUCAUCUACACCAUCAACCCCUCACUCUGUUUCAACCUCAACUCCUUCUUCAACUCCUUCUUCAACAACAACUUCAACACUAACAACUCCAAUCGUUUCAUCAUCAUCAUUAACAUCAUCACUAACAACCUCUAAACCCACUUCCACAACAACAGUGGUCACAUCCUCUACACCAUCUUCCUCCUCAACAACGUCAACUUCUACUCUUGUUACUACUUCAACAACAUGUCCAUAUACAAUGAACUGUCGUUACACAAACUGGAUUGAUGAAAACAAACCUACAAAAGGCAGAUCAGGUGGAGAAUAUGAAAAUCUGCUAACAUUAAAAUCUAGAGGAAAUCAAAUUUGUUCAGAAAGUGAAAUGAUGAACUCCAUCCAAUGUGAUGCAGUAGAGAUUUCAGGAACAAGUGGUGAAAGGGCACGUUCAAGCGAUGAAAGGUCACGUUCAAGCAAUGAAAGGCAACGCUCAAGCAGUGAGAGGGCACACUCAAGCAGUGAAGAAGCAAAACAAGUAUACAGUUGUGACCUUCAAAAUGGCCUGGUUUGUCUCAAUUCAAAACAGAAGGGUUUCUUAAAUAAUCAGUGUUCAAAUUACAGGAUCAGGAUUUUAUGUUGUGCCAAAUAUUGUGGACCAGCAACAACACCACCCCCAACCAAGUCGACUUACGUAGUAUCAUCGACAACUUCUACAUCAACUAAAGUAACAUCUUCAUCAUCCACACCAUCAACAACUUCUACAUCAACUAAAGUAACAUCCUCAUAUACACCAUCAACUACUUCUACAUCAACUAAAGUAACAUCAUCAUCAUCUACACCAUCAACCCCUCACUCUGUUUCAACAUCAACUCCUUCUUCAACAACAACUUCAACACUAACAACUCCAAUCGUUUCAUCAUCAUCAUCAUCAUCAAUAUCAUCACUAACAACCUCUAAACCCACUUCCACAACAACAGUGGUCACAUCCUCUACACCAUCUUCCUCCUCAACAACUUCAACUUCUACUCUUGUUACUACUUCAACAACAUGCCCAUAUACAAUGAACUGUCGUUACACAAACUGGAUUGAUGAAAACAAACCUACAAAAGGCAGAUCAGGUGGAGAAUAUGAAAAUCUGCUAACAUUAAAAUCUAGAGGAAAUCAAAUUUGUUCAGAAAGUGAAAUGAUGAACUCCAUCCAAUGUGAUGCAGUAGAGAUUUCAGGAACAAGUGGUGAAAGGGCACGUUCAAGCGAUGAAAGGUCACGUUCAAGCAAUGAAAGGCAACGCUCAAGCAGUGAGAGGGCACACUCAAGCAGUGAAGAAGCAAAACAAGUAUACAGUUGUGACCUUCAAAAUGGCCUGGUUUGUCUCAAUUCAAAACAGAAGGGUUUCUUAAAUAAUCAGUGUUCAAAUUACAGGAUCAGGAUUUUAUGUUGUGCCAAAUAUUGUGGACCAGCAACAACACCACCCCCAACCAAGUCGACUUACGUAGUAUCAUCGACAACUUCUACAUCAACUAAAGUAACAUCUUCAUCAUCCACACCAUCAACAACUUCUACAUCAACUAAAGUAACAUCCUCAUAUACACCAUCAACUACUUCUACAUCAACUAAAGUAACAUCAUCAUCAUCUACACCAUCAACCCCUCACUCUGUUUCAACCUCAACUCCUUCUUCAACUCCUUCUUCAACAACAACUUCAACACUAACAACUCCAAUCGUUUCAUCAUCAUCAUUAACAUCAUCACUAACAACCUCUAAACCCACUUCCACAACAACAGUGGUCACAUCCUCUACACCAUCUUCCUCCUCAACAACGUCAACUUCUACUCUUGUUACUACUUCAACAACAUGCCCAUAUACAAUGAACUGUCGUUACACAAACUGGAUUGAUGAAAACAAACCUACAAAAGGCAGAUCAGGUGGAGAAUAUGAAAAUCUGCUAACAUUAAAAUCUAGAGGAAAUCAAAUUUGUUCAGAAAGUGAAAUGAUGAACUCCAUCCAAUGUGAUGCAGUAGAGAUUUCAGGAACAAGUGGUGAAAGGGCACGUUCAAGCGAUGAAAGGUCACGUUCAAGCAAUGAAAGGCAACGCUCAAGCAGUGAGAGGGCACACUCAAGCAGUGAAGAAGCAAAACAAGUAUACAGUUGUGACCUUCAAAAUGGCCUGGUUUGUCUCAAUUCAAAACAGAAGGGUUUCUUAAAUAAUCAGUGUUCAAAUUACAGGAUCAGGAUUUUAUGUUGUGCCAAAUAUUGUGGACCAGCAACAACACCACCCCCAACCAAGUCGACUUACGUAGUAUCAUCGACAACUUCUACAUCAACUAAAGUAACAUCUUCAUCAUCCACACCAUCAACAACUUCUACAUCAACUAAAGUAACAUCCUCAUAUACACCAUCAACUACUUCUACAUCAACUAAAGUAACAUCAUCAUCAUCUACACCAUCAACCCCUCACUCUGUUUCAACAUCAACUCCUUCUUCAACAACAACUUCAACACUAACAACUCCAAUCGUUUCAUCAUCAUCAUCAUCAUCAAUAUCAUCACUAACAACCUCUAAACCCACUUCCACAACAACAGUGGUCACAUCCUCUACACCAUCUUCCUCCUCAACAACUUCAACUUCUACUCUUGUUACUACUUCAACAACAUGCCCAUAUACAAUGAACUGUCGUUACACAAACUGGAUUGAUGAAAACAAACCUACAAAAGGCAGAUCAGGUGGAGAAUAUGAAAAUCUGCUAACAUUAAAAUCUAGAGGAAAUCAAAUUUGUUCAGAAAGUGAAAUGAUGAACUCCAUCCAAUGUGAUGCAGUAGAGAUUUCAGGAACAAGUGGUGAAAAGGCACGUUCAAGCGAUGAAAGGUCACGUUCAAGCAAUGAAAGGCAACGCUCAAGCAGUGAGAGGGCACACUCAAGCAGUGAAGAAGCAAAACAAGUAUACAGUUGUGACCUUCAAAAUGGCCUGGUUUGUCUCAAUUCAAAACAGAAGGGUUUCUUAAAUAAUCAGUGUUCAAAUUACAGGAUCAGGAUUUUAUGUUGUGCCAAAUAUUGUGGACCAGCAACAACACCACCCCCAACCAAGUCGACUUACGUAGUAUCAUCGACAACUUCUACAUCAACUAAAGUAACAUCUUCAUCAUCCACACCAUCAACAACUUCUACAUCAACUAAAGUAACAUCCUCAUAUACACCAUCAACUACUUCUACAUCAACUAAAGUAACAUCAUCAUCAUCUACACCAUCAACCCCUCACUCUGUUUCAACAUCAACUCCUUCUUCAACUCCUUCUUCAACAACAACUUCAACACUAACAACUCCAAUCGUUUCAUCAUCAUCAUCAUCAUCAAUAUCAUCACUAACAACCUCUAAACCCACUUCCACAACAACAGUGGUCACAUCCUCUACACCAUCUUCCUCCUCAACAACUUCAACUUCUACUCUUGUUACUACUUCAACAACAUGCCCAUAUACAAUGAACUGUCGUUACACAAACUGGAUUGAUGAAAACAAACCUACAAAAGGCAGAUCAGGUGGAGAAUAUGAAAAUCUGCUAACAUUAAAAUCUAGAGGAAAUCAAAUUUGUUCAGAAAGGGAAAUGAUGAACUCCAUCCAAUGUGAUGCAGUAGAGAUUUCAGGAACAAGUGGUGAAAGGGCACGUUCAAGCGAUGAAAGGUCACGUUCAAGCAAUGAAAGGCAACGCUCAAGCAGUGAGAGGGCACACUCAAGCAGUGAAGAAGCAAAACAAGUAUACAGUUGUGACCUUCAAAAUGGCCUGGUUUGUCUCAAUUCAAAACAGAAGGGUUUCUUAAAUAAUCAGUGUUCAAAUUACAGGAUCAGGAUUUUAUGUUGUGCCAAAUAUUGUGGACCAGCAACAACACCACCCCCAACCAAGUCGACUUACGUAGUAUCAUCGACAACUUCUACAUCAACUAAAGUAACAUCUUCAUCAUCCACACCAUCAACAACUUCUACAUCAACUAAAGUAACAUCCUCAUAUACACCAUCAACUACUUCUACAUCAACUAAAGUAACAUCAUCAUCAUCUACACCAUCAACCCCUCACUCUGUUUCAACAUCAACUCCUUCUUCAACUCCUUCUUCAACAACAACUUCAACACUAACAACUCCAAUCGUUUCAUCAUCAUCAUUAACAUCAUCACUAACAACCUCUAAACCCACUUCCACAACAACAGUGGUCACAUCCUCUACACCAUCUUCCUCCUCAACAACGUCAACUUCUACUCUUGUUACUACUUCAACAACAUGUCCAUAUACAAUGAACUGUCGUUACACAAACUGGAUUGAUGAAAACAAACCUACAAAAGGCAGAUCAGGUGGAGAAUAUGAAAAUCUGCUAACAUUAAAAUCUAGAGGAAAUCAAAUUUGUUCAGAAAGUGAAAUGAUGAACUCCAUCCAAUGUGAUGCAGUAGAGAUUUCAGGAACAAGUGGUGAAAGGGCACGUUCAAGCGAUGAAAGGUCACGUUCAAGCAAUGAAAGGCAACGCUCAAGCAGUGAGAGGGCACACUCAAGCAGUGAAGAAGCAAAACAAGUAUACAGUUGUGACCUUCAAAAUGGCCUAGUUUGUCUCAAUUCAAAACAGAAGGGUUUCUUAAAUAAUCAGUGUUCAAAUUACAGGAUCAGGAUUUUAUGUUGUGCCAAAUAUUGUGGACCAGCAACAACACCACCCCCAACCAAGUCGACUUACGUAGUAUCAUCGACAACUUCUACAUCAACUAAAGUAACAUCUUCAUCAUCCACACCAUCAACUACUUCUACAUCAACUAAAGUAUCAUCAUCAUCAUCUACACCAUCAACCCCUCACUCUGUUUCAACAUCAACUCCUUAUUCAACUCCUUCUUCAACAACAACUUCAACAAUAACAACUCCAAUCAUUUCAACAUCAUCAUCAACAUCUUCACUAACAACCUCUAAACCCACUUCCACGACAACAGUGGUCACAUCCUCUACACCAUCUUCCUCUUCAACAACUUCAACAUCUACUCUUGUUACUACUCUUGCUACAUCAUCAUCAUAUACACCAUCGACUACUUCUACAUCAACUGAAGUAACAUCAUCAUUAUCUACACCAUCAACCCCUCACUCUGUUUCAACCUCAACUCCUUCUUCAACUCCUUCUUCAACAACAACUUCAACACUAACAACUCCAUUCGUUUCAUCAUCAUCAUUAACAUCAUCACUAACAACCUCUAAACCCACUUCCACAACAACAGUGGUCACAUCCUCUACACCAUCUUCCUCCUCAACAACGUCAACUUCUACUCUUGUUACUACUUCAACAACAUGUCCAUAUACAAUGAACUGUCGUUACACAAACUGGAUUGAUGAAAACAAACCUACAAAAGGCAGAUCAGGUGGAGAAUAUGAAAAUCUGCUAACAUUAAAAUCUAGAGGAAAUCAAAUUUGUUCAGAAAGUGAAAUGAUGAACUCCAUCCAAUGUGAUGCAGUAGAGAUUUCAGGAACAAGUGGUGAAAGGGCACGUUCAAGCGAUGAAAGGUCACGUUCAAGCAAUGAAAGGCAACGCUCAAGCAGUGAGAGGGCACACUCAAGCAGUGAAGAAGCAAAACAAGUAUACAGUUGUGACCUUCAAAAUGGCCUAGUUUGUCUCAAUUCAAAACAGAAGGGUUUCUUAAAUAAUCAGUGUUCAAAUUACAGGAUCAGGAUUUUAUGUUGUGCCAAAUAUUGUGGACCAGCAACAACACCACCCCCAACCAAGUCGACUUACGUAGUAUCAUCGACAACUUCUACAUCAACUAAAGUAACAUCUUCAUCAUCCACACCAUCAACUACUUCUACAUCAACUAAAGUAACAUCAUCAUCAUCUACACCAUCAACCCCUCACUCUGUUUCAACAUCAACUCCUUCUUCAACUCCUUCUUCAACAACAACUUCAACACUAACAACUCCAAUCGUUUCAUCAUCAUCAUUAACAUCAUCACUAACAACCUCUAAACCCACUUCCACGACAACAGUGGUCACAUCCUCUACACCAUCUUCCUCUUCAACAACUUCAACAUCUACUCUUGUUACUACUCUUGCUACAUCAUCAUCAUAUACACCAUCGACUACUUCUACAUCAACUGAAGUAACAUCAUCAUUAUCUACACCAUCAACCCCUCACUCUGUUUCAACCUCAACUCCUUCUUCAACUCCUUCUUCAACAACAACUUCAACACUAACAACUCCAAUCGUUUCAUCAUCAUCAUUAACAUCAUCACUAACAACCUCUAAACCCACUUCCACAACAACAGUGGUCACAUCCUCUACACCAUCUUCCUCCUCAACAACUUCAACUUCUACUCUUGUUACUACUUCAACAACAUGCCCAUAUACAAUGAACUGUCGUUACACAAACUGGAUUGAUGAAAACAAACCUACAAAAGGCAGAUCAGGUGGAGAAUAUGAAAAUCUGCUAACAUUAAAAUCUAGAGGAAAUCAAAUUUGUUCAGAAAGUGAAAUGAUGAACUCCAUCCAAUGUGAUGCAGUAGAGAUUUCAGGAACAAGUGGUGAAAGGGCACGUUCAAGCGAUGAAAGGUCACGUUCAAGCAAUGAAAGGCAACGCUCAAGCAGUGAGAGGGCACACUCAAGCAGUGAAGAAGCAAAACAAGUAUACAGUUGUGACCUUCAAAAUGGCCUGGUUUGUCUCAAUUCAAAACAGAAGGGUUUCUUAAAUAAUCAGUGUUCAAAUUACAGGAUCAGGAUUGAAUGCUGUACCAAAUUUUGUGGACCACCAACGACACCACCACCAACCAAGUCUACUUACAUAAUAUCAUCAACAACUUCUACAUCAACUGUCUCAACCAAAGUGACAUUAUCCUCUACACCAUCAACUAAAUACUCUGUUUCAACCUCACCACCUUAUUCAACAACUACUUCAACAAAAACAACUACCUCUGUUUCAACAUCAUCAUUAAGUACUGCAAUGUCAUCAUCAUUUGUAACCAUUACUUCCACUUCUGGAACAACUUCAUCUCCUGUAUCUACAUCGCUAUUUUCUACUUCUUCUACAUCGUCUACUUCAAAUUCAACUCCAUUGUCAACAACUGUAUCACAACCAUUUAGUUCAUCUAAACUAACCACAUUGCCAGUUUCAUCUGAAACUACACCACCAACAUUGAGUACUAUAUAUUCAACCGUCAGCACGUCAACUUCUUGUUUCUGCCAAGUCAAUCAGUCUUUAUUUUCACCUGGUGACAUCAUUUACAGAACUGUGGACAACGCUGGGUGUGAAUAUUAUGCAAAAUGCAGCAGCCAGUGUCAACCAGAAAGAUAUGUUGGUGACUGUAUAUCUACAUCUGCACCAACUACUAUUUCUGUGCCUACAAUAAGUGGUUUUACAACUCCUAAUGUUUCAACAAACACUACUUCAGUAAUAUCAACCACAACAACUUCUUCAACUAUUCCUGUAACUAGUGUUCCAGAGUGUGGUGAAUGUGUAUGCCAAAUGCCAAAAUGUGGAAGUGGCUACAGAGUGGUCUCUUUCCUACCUCCUGGGGCCUGCUGCGUUAACAUCACAUGUGUACCUGAUUCUGUAUGUGUUGUUGGAACUGAUGUAUAUCAGCGUGGAUCAGUCAUCCCACAGCCAAAAGAUGCCUGCCAGACAUGUUUAUGCUCUUCUGAGAUGGAUAUGAAUGCUGAAUUUUAUGCUGUAAAGUGCACCCCUAAUGUAUGUCAGAAGACCUGCAGCCAGGGUUAUCAAUAUAGAGAAAAGUCUGGACAGUGUUGUGGAGAAUGUGUGCCUAUCCAAUGUACUAUGAAGAAAGACAACAAUACAUCAGUAGACAUUAAGAUUGGAGAAACAUACAGAACAAAUAUUAGCGCUUGUAGUUACUAUGAAUGUGAAGAAGAAAAUGGUGUACCUGUUCUCACAAAGGUGAAGAAGGUCUGCCAGACUCUCGACCUCACUAAAUGUGACCUGAGCACACUCGCAUAUGAUGAAGAGGGCUGCUGUAGAACAUGUAAACCUAUAACUGUGAUUUCUGCAACAGAACAACCCAAGGUAAUAGAAGACUGCAGUGUGCGUAAGAAUGUAACUGUUCUCAAACAAGAUGACUGUGUGGCUCAGGUGGAACUCACAUACUGCGGUGGACCCUGCAUGGGAUCAUCCAUGUAUUCUAUCGCCACAAAGUCGAUAGACCACAAGUGUACUUGCUGUACACAGCGUGAAGUAGGCCAGAAGACUGUCCAACUACUUUGCGCCAAUGGAAGACGUCUCAGUUACACAUACACCGAUGUGAUCAGCUGUGGCUGUGCAGGAGCCACCUGCACACCUGAAGCCGGUCUUUCUGAGAAACAGAAAUACUCCAAAGAAAGUCAGAGUCACUCCCAGGAAAGCCAGAGUCACUCCCAGGAAAGCCAGAAUCACUCCAGAGAAAGUCAGAGUCAGUCCAAAGGACGACAGAGUGCUCAGAUCAGCAAUCAAUUUAAAAGCUAAAAUACUGCAUAGUUUGUAAAUUGACCAUUUUCAUUAUGAAAGAUCAGAAUUAUUUUUGUUUAAGAAACACCCUCAAACAAAUAAAGACUAAAAAAUACAUAAAUUGAACAUUCAGGCAAUUUCUGGAUAUUAGCUGUAAAAUUUUAACCUUGUCCAAACUAUCAACUAUAUGCUCAAAAUGAUAGUUCCAAUGUCCAGUAAGAAAAGGUUUCAACUUAUGUGAUUGUUUCAAUCUUUCAAUGUUUGUAAUUAUGAAUCAUCUGGCUUAUUUUUUUCUUUCCCUCUUGUCUUUAUUGUUUAAAUGUAGCUUAUAAUAAAUUUCAAAGCAAAAACAAA